AUGACAAUCAUACUCUCCCUAUCUAAAAUUUAGUCAUUUUAGUAUCGUAAACUAAUCGAGUUUAUCGGCGACUAAAUCCGGGUUAAGGAAGACUAGUAAAAAUGUUGUAAACCCUUCGUUGAUUCAUUGACACCGACAACCCCACAAAGUCCACAACACCUCAUCUUCCUCCCUUUGUCUUAUCGGCGAACUUCACGAAUUCGUCGCUCUUCUCAAAUUAAUCCACACUUUUCUCUCUCCUUUGACAAAGCUUGAGAUCUCAUCACUGAAGAACGUAAAUCCCUAUUCUAUACCAUUGACUUCAAUUCAAUUUUCUGAUUUCAGAAGCACCUAUUCAAUGAGAAACUUGAAUGAGUUUCAAGGAUUCUGGGGCUCAGUGGCUCGGAAGGCUAAAGCGGUCCUUGAUGAUGAUGUUCCGCCUGAACAAGCUGAAGUCCCUAGGGCAGCUCGUAGGUACGAAGAUAAUGUUGCUUACGGACAGCAGGAUGGCCAUCAAUUUCAAUCCGAGCAGGGUCGCAAAAAACCAGAUAAAGCUGUCUUACGGAAGGGAUUUGGUGCUAUUGCUUCUUCAUUUAAUUAUCUUGGCAAUGCCUUAGAGGAAGGGCUUAACAUUGUGGAGAACCGCACUGCAGACAUUAUCCAAGACACUCGAAAUCGAAGAUACGCCAGGAAAAAAUCAGCCCCUGACUUCAACCAACAGCCCACAGAUGCUGGAUCUGUGAAGGAGCCGUCUGGAACACAGAACCAUGUGUCCUCAGUGGCUCAAACUGAGUUGAACAUCCAAUUGCAGGCAUCUCGCGACGUUGCUAUGGCCAUGGCUGCCAAAACAAAGUUGCUUCUUAGAGAGCUAAAGACUUUCAAAGCUGACCUUGCAUUUGCCAAGGAGCGGUGUGCUCAGCUAGAGGAAGAAAACAGGAUUCUUCGAGAGAGUUUGGAGAAUGGGGACAACCCAGAAGAUGAUGAAUUGAUACGACUCCAAUUGGAAUCUCUUUUGGCAGAGAAGGCUCGGUUGGCUCAAGAGAAUGCUUUCUAUGCUCGUGAGAAUCGCUUCUUACGCGAGGUUGUUGAAUAUCAUCAGCUGACCAUGCAGGAUGUUGUCUAUUUAAAUGAGAGGAGUGAAGAAAUAAUGGAGGUUUACCCUGCCAAGGUACCAAGUGGAACCAAUCUGAACACAAUAGCUACAUUGCCAUCUUUAUCACCACCUGUUCACGCUUCUGAGCUUGUAUUAAAAGAAAACGCAACUUCUAAAUGAGGCACAAGUGAGCCCUGUUGUCAUUCAUAGUUAGUUUGUUAGUCCCCCCACCUCUUAUUUUCUUUUGGUCUGGUUCACAGUAGGCUCGUAUUGGAUCCCUGUCUUAGGGUUCCGUCCACUUGUUUUCCUAGUCAGUGUCCUGGGUUACAUUUAUGAUGAAGACUAUAGAUUUGGAGCAAUUGUUUUCAUGUGCUUCCUAUAACUCUGUAUAUUCGUAUCAAUAAUAUCAUACAGCUUUACCCAGCUA
Messenger RNA from Chenopodium quinoa (quinoa), 1499 nucleotides. RefSeq lists its product as uncharacterized. Bases 338 to 1252 code for a protein of 304 amino acids. The transcript is spliced from 6 exons. The record is from RefSeq and is a predicted model, not a curated record. NCBI's taxonomy places the organism in Eukaryota, Viridiplantae, Streptophyta, Magnoliopsida, Caryophyllales, Amaranthaceae.